This is a messenger RNA of Micromonas pusilla CCMP1545, 537 nucleotides long. RefSeq lists its product as uncharacterized. Bases 1 to 537 code for a protein of 178 amino acids. The record is from RefSeq and is a predicted model, not a curated record. The transcript has a single exon. NCBI's taxonomy places the organism in Eukaryota, Viridiplantae, Chlorophyta, Mamiellophyceae, Mamiellales, Mamiellaceae.
AUGCGUCCCGGCGCGAGCCAGUACGCCGCCGCCCCCGGCCCCGGCCCCGGGUUCGGCGGCGGCCCGCUCAACCUCGGCUACAGCGGCGGGAUGUGGUCCACGGGGGACGGCGCCGUCGGACCCGGGCCGCCGGGGGGCGUCGUCGGCGGGGACGUCGCCGCGGACGUCGCCGCCGCCGCCGCCGCCGCCGCAGGCGCCGCCGCGGCGGCGGCGAUGCAACGCCUCGACGUCGGCGACGCGUACUUGGCGAGUAACCCCUACGCAGCGCGCGUUACGUCGAGGGCGUAUCCCGCGUACGGCGGACCGGGGGCGAACCCGUACGCCGCGCCGUCGACAGCGGCGCCGUCGCCGCCGCGCCCGCCGCCGGGCUCGCCGCCGGGGCCGGGGGCGCCGGGAAGAGCCGCGAACGUCCCGCGGCAACCCGGCGGGUCCGGGUCCCCGGGGAGAGCGAGUGCCGCGGGAGAGGCCGCGGCCGCGGCCGCGCUGGGAGGCCACCUGGGAUUCAUAUCCGACCGCGACGGCGGCGGCGGGAACUGA